AUGCAGUCAUCAGGCAAUCAACAGGUGUCAGCAUCGACAUCAUCACCAAACCUAAUGGCAAACACUGGCAACAUUGCAUCCUCUGCAUCAACCUCAUUCACAUCAUACAACAAACUACCUGCGAUUGACUUUGAACAGAUGUUCUCUGCGAUACUAAAGGAAUCAACUGAUACAUUAAAGUAUUGCCAUUUGGUACAGUUUAUUAAUACUGGAGGAAAGAAGAUUGGAAAGUCAUGGCAGCCAUUCAAUAAGAAGCAUUCAAAUCCAGCAUACUUGGUAUUGGGCGCAAAGAGUGUGAUGAUAGUGGAUGCCACUACAGUGCCACCCACAUUACAGCGUCGUCUGCCUUAUUGUGAUCUGAAGGAGAUGUUGGUCGACAGCUCUGACGUGGGACUGUUCUCACUGCAGCUCACAAAGGAGCAGAUGGACAACAAUCACAAGCAUCCACAGCCGCUGCCCAGCAUCGUAUACUUUUGCGUUGGUGCCGAGCGACGUGAACUGAUCGACAGUGUUGUGGCCACGUUCGAGGAGGCCACCAAGGAGUACUUUGCACUGGAGCACAAGGGUCUGUUCGUCAUUAGGAGGACCAACAUGCUGGCUGGCGAGGCCAAGGAGCAAAAGGAAGAGCUCAAGUGCGCCACACUCAAGGUGCUCGACGAGAUGUCCCUCAUGGGAUUCACCGCACAGGACUUGUGGGAUGGCGAUGCUGACCUCAAGCAUUGGGUGGCCAAGGUUAGGCCAAUGAUCAAACUAAACAGUGACGAGAGGUUUGUUGUGGAGUUUGUACUUCCAGACUCUGCCUAUGACACGGCGGGUGUCUGUAAGAAGGUGUUCAGAGUGCCCAACAACAUAUCAGCAAGAGAGAUCACCAACUUCCUUUGUGCUAAGAUACAUGUACAAGACCCUACCAACUUCACGAUUGUCACGAUGAAGGGUCGCGAGAUAUUGCCAGAGGACUUCCUCGUUGAUUAUGGUUUGGGAUCAAUGUUUGAUAAUUGGCAGUUGUGUCUGGUCGAGCGUGGAAAGAUGAAGCGAGCCGGUAUGUAUGAGCUGGAGGUGCACUAUCCCGAUGUGCCACAGUACGCCGGCAGGUUCAUGCGCAGUAUCCUUGUGGAUGGCUAUCAGCCUGCCGAGGUGGUGGUGCGCGCACUAUGCAAGGACAUGGAGAUCAUCAAGCCACAUCUGUUCUCAAUGUCAGUUGAGGCACCUGGCGCCACAAGCUCAUUCAUCGUUCCUGACAACGAGCAACUGUCCAAGCACGGACUGGGCGCCAAGUUCCGCAAGUGUAAGAUAAAGCUUGUGCCAAAGAAGUUCCCCAAGGCCUCCAGCAACAGACAGCAGAACAUCGAUGUAACUCUGUCAAUAUUCAAUGAUGUGAUUGAGGCUGCACAUCAACAGGCGUUGGAGCGCAAGGAGCUUCGUAAGCAGGUACUGUGCCAGCAGCUAGUGGACAUGAUGGUGGAUAUCGCCUAUGAGGAGUGCGUCCGCGCCUCCACUCUGACGAUGCGUAUGGCAUCACUGAGCGCAAUCAGCAAGACUGCGAUGUAUAAGUUCCUGGCACUGAAGGAACAGGAGGAUCUCAAGUUCUUCAGCAUGCUUGGCCACAAGCACGUGGUGGACGAUGCCAAGGACUUGAUAUACAACCUCACCAAUCUCAAUGGCCCAUCGGCAUUCAUCGAUGUGGACCAGGAGGAGCAGCCAUCGCUGCAGAUGCGUGUGCCACCUCCACCUCCGCCACCCAUUCUCGGCUUUGACAAUUUCAAGAAGCGUCUUGAGACUUCGGCCACGCCAACAUCAGCGACCAAGGAAGCGAUAUCCCAGCAACAGCGAGCGACCCGUGUCGGAGGUGGCAAUUUGAACGUAGCCAAUGCCGUGGACAUGAACCAGAUUUUGGGAAUGAGAGGUAAACUGAGGGCAACUGUACAACUAAAGAAGGAGGAUGAUGGCAAGUUUGAUGAGACACAAGAGUUGGUGCUGCGACCGGUAACACAGCGAGAGAAGCCGAUUCAAGUGACCAACAGCAAGGAGACCAACGAAUUGAUGCAGAGACUUCAAAAGAGGAAUGCCAUUGUACAAUCAGCGUUGGCAGAUGCAGAGGAUCUAGGUGACUUCUAA
Acytostelium subglobosum LB1 is the source of this 2115-nucleotide messenger RNA. RefSeq lists its product as hypothetical. The transcript is spliced from 6 exons. Bases 1 to 2115 code for a protein of 704 amino acids. The record is from RefSeq and is a predicted model, not a curated record. Lineage: Eukaryota; Evosea; Eumycetozoa; Acytosteliales; Acytosteliaceae.